Messenger RNA from Clonostachys byssicola, 1221 nucleotides. NCBI's taxonomy places the organism in Eukaryota, Fungi, Ascomycota, Sordariomycetes, Hypocreales, Bionectriaceae. The record is from the annotation of a GenBank genome assembly.
AUGGCGACCACACCGUCACCUGCGGCUGAUCUCCCGCAGACACCUCCUGCUCCUCGUCACGGCGCUUAUUAUGACAGCUGGGAACCCUACUCACCACGCAAAUCUGCCAGAAUCUCAGAGCGCAACACCAACAGGACCCCUUCUCCCCGAGCUUCACGCCACCCAUCGUCGCCGCGCAAGCACCGUGCCGACCAAGAAUCCCCUGAAAUGUCCCCUAGGAAGAAGCGCCAACCUGCCGCUGAUUCUGUACGCCGAGCAUCUGGUCCUUUGACUGUAGAGGGAACUGCCAAAGCAGCUGCCGCCUUGGGUCUGAAGCACAAGUUAGAGCCUUCAACAUCAAAGGCAACUGCCUCAUCUUCCGCAAGCAUGCUUCUCACCCCAACCAAGACACCUCGGAAGCCCGCUACCGCUGGCCAAGCAGAUAUCGACACUUUCAAGCGCAACCUCUUUGGCUCUGAAGACGACUCGGCGCUCAGCAGCCGUACGAGGCGACCCAAGAAGUACUCCGGUUUGACCAUGGAGAGCUUUACGGCCGAGACGAUUGAGGAACCCAUUGCCAUCUUCACCGACUCGCAAGAUCGAGUUCCUGUGAAGGAUGACAGCCUCUCGAACCCAUUCUACGGUGAUUCCGCACCCACAACGGAGCCAGCUAGGCGUCGCAACAAGCAAAAGAUGGUCAGAGUUCCAGGCGUUGGGAUGCAAACUCUUGAGGAAGCAGCUCGCCGCGACGACGGAAUGCUUUGUUCAUUCCGUGGGAAAACUUUCUUCAGACCCUACUCUCAAGUCAAUGAUGACGACGAAGAGGAAGCUGACUCCACUACAUCCGCCCAUCUUACUCGCCCACUAAGCCGAUCUGCUAUCAAGCCUCGCCGGUUGUUCCAGUCAGAGAAGCCGGCACCAUCUAUAGAGGACGAAGAGGCCGCAACAGACGUAGAGGACUUGCACGAAGAGGAAUUAGAUGCCCCAGCAACACCCUCUAGGAUCGAGACCGGGCGCGGGAAGACCCCAGAAGCACCAAAAUUCGGACCCGUAUCGCCUCCAGCUACCAAACGGACAACUCGCUCGAUGAACAAGCUCGCCGAUGACACUCCAAUCAAGGCCAGCAGGUCAAGUCCAUUUGAAUCAUGGCGGGUAGCUAAGAAGAAUGUCAAGGCACCACGUACAGUCAAACGCCAGGGAGAUGACCUUGCCCAAGAGCAGACGAAGCGAGCCCGCGCUUGA